CUACAUUCGCAUUGCGGCGGUGUAUUCGGUAUACACGAAGACAAAGGGAGGCAAUAUAUACCUUCGCUGUUCAAAAGGAAUAGCUAUGUCCUAAGGCUCUCUGGCGGAGGAUUCUACGUCCCAACCCUUUUGAGCCUCAUAAAAUCUUCAGUCGCGCCCAUUUUCCUCUUCCAUUUUGAGCCUUUUCUUUUUCUGGAUUUCAAGAGUCAGAUAUGGCAGCAACUUCCGCAACUAUUUUGUCUAUUGGAACAAAUGCAUCACUUAAUACUAAACUCAACUCAUUUUCCCAGUCAAAGUCUGCUAGCUUAAGGAUCAAUUCACAAGAGACUUUUAAGAGCUUCUGUGGCCUCAAGGCUGCUUCAUCUCUUGGUUGUGAAUCGGAGUCAUCUUUCCUAGGGAAACAGAGCAGUGCCGCUUUAUGGCGUCGUCACGCUACCUCAUCUCAAAAUGCGAACCAGAAUGUAUACAAAAAACUUCAACCUCAAGCGUCUUACAAGGUUGCUGUUCUUGGCGCUGCUGGAGGGAUAGGUCAACCUUUGUCGCUUCUCAUCAAGAUGUCUCCAUUAGUUUCCACCUUGAACCUCUAUGAUAUUGCUAAUGUCAAGGGUGUUGCUGCUGACAUUAGCCACUGCAACACUCCCUCAAAAGUUCAGGAUUUCACAGGACCUUCUGAAUUAGGCAAUGCCUUGAAAGGUGUAGAUGUUGUUGUCAUACCUGCUGGGGUUCCAAGAAAGCCCGGUAUGACUCGUGAUGACCUAUUCAAUAUUAAUGCUGGCAUAGUUAAGAGUUUGGUCGAGGCUGUUGCUGAUAACUGUCCUGAUGCCUUCAUUCAUAUCAUCAGCAACCCUGUGAACUCCACUGUGCCAAUAGCAGCUGAAGUUCUGAAGAAGAAGGGCGUGUAUGAUUCAAAGAAACUUUUUGGAGUGACUACAUUGGAUGUUGUCCGGGCAAACACUUUUGUUGCUGAAAGAAAGAACCUUAAGCUGAUUGACGUUGACGUCCCAGUCAUUGGUGGACAUGCGGGUAUAACAAUACUUCCCUUGCUGUCAAAGACAAGACCUUCAGCGAGCUUUACAGACGAAGAAAUUCAGGAACUAACUGUUAGAAUUCAAAAUGCGGGAACUGAAGUCGUGGAAGCGAAGGCAGGAGCUGGAUCGGCUACCCUUUCAAUGGCAUACGCUGCAGCAAGAUUUGUCGAAUCAUCUCUUCGUGCUUUGGAUGGAGACGGCGAUGUAUAUGAGUGCUCUUUCGUGCAGUCUGAUCUAACCGAUCUUCCCUUCUUUGCAUCGAGGGUUAAGCUAGGGAGGCAAGGAAUUGAAGGCUUUGUAAAAUCUGAGCUUCAGGGAUUGUCUGAGUACGAGCAGAAGGCUCUUGAAGCUCUAAAGACAGAACUGAAGGCGAGCAUUGAGAAGGGCAUUGGUUUUGCUCAGAAGGAAGCUGUGGCGGCUUAAUACCCUGUUUUUUCAUAACGUGGUUGGAGAGUUGCAAUGAAUCCUAAGCAUCAGUUUGCGGCUUUUCUUUUUGUUUAGUAGUUUGUAUGUUUUCAUGUUAACCCCAUCUGGUGGAGAACUUCUGUUGCAGACAUUUACUGCUGCCGUAGAUUAUCAGAAGAAUGUAAUAAUGUGCUAGUAAUUGAAAAUUUUGUAAUAACA
Cucurbita maxima (winter squash) is the source of this 1652-nucleotide messenger RNA. Its product is annotated as malate dehydrogenase, chloroplastic. Bases 213 to 1451 code for a protein of 412 amino acids. Gene Ontology annotation, cellular component: cytoplasm; mitochondrion. The transcript is spliced from 2 exons. The record is from RefSeq and is a predicted model, not a curated record. Lineage: Eukaryota; Viridiplantae; Streptophyta; Magnoliopsida; Cucurbitales; Cucurbitaceae. Gene Ontology annotation, molecular function: L-malate dehydrogenase (NAD+) activity. Gene Ontology annotation, biological process: tricarboxylic acid cycle; malate metabolic process.